Messenger RNA from Micropterus salmoides (largemouth bass), 3522 nucleotides. RefSeq names its product somatostatin receptor type 5. Gene Ontology annotation, molecular function: somatostatin receptor activity; neuropeptide binding. Bases 696 to 1730 code for a protein of 344 amino acids. Gene Ontology annotation, biological process: cellular response to glucocorticoid stimulus; regulation of insulin secretion; neuropeptide signaling pathway. Lineage: Eukaryota; Metazoa; Chordata; Actinopteri; Centrarchiformes; Centrarchidae. The record is from RefSeq and is a predicted model, not a curated record. Gene Ontology annotation, cellular component: membrane; neuron projection. The transcript has a single exon.
CAUUACAGCAGAGAACUGGUGGAGCGCUGAGGAGGGGUGUGAGCCAAGCUGGAGUUUAUCACAAUCUCCGGAGACUGAUGACCAAGGGGGUGGGGGGUUGGGGGGGUGUCCCACCCACACACAGUAGCAGACAUACUCCUCGCACACUGUGGGGGGAAGAGAUAUAAAAGGGAUCCCAGGGACAAAGAGUGGUCAGGCAAGUGUCCGAGCGGCCGUUCCUGUUCAUUUCCACACUGCUGUGCGUCACCGAGUGUGUUUUACGUCAGUGUGUGUGUGUGUGUGUGUGUGUGUGUGUGUGUGUGUGUGAGAGUGUGUGUGUGUGUGUGAGAAGAAGUGCACGUUGGUAUCAGAGAGAAACGUGCUCUCUCCACCACAAAGGAAUAAACUCUGACAGGUUGUUGGGGGUUUUUUUUUCUCCCAAAAGAUAACGAUUGGAUGGGGGGAGCUGAAGAGUUGCUGAAGCCUGGCUGUUCUUGAACCUGAAAACGGUGUUUGAUUUUCACGUUUUUUGGCUGAGUUGUUUACUCCUCUCCCUCUGAGUACGUUUUACUUCCACCACGGGGAGCCAAGAGGUGACUUUUUAACUGCUUGCAGAAGAAUUUAAACAGAAGCAAAGAUUUUCUCCCUCUGAGCUGCAGCAGUCCUAGGGGUAGUAACUUUGUAUUUUUAUUCUCGUUUUUUUGAUCAAUUAUUUGAUGUGCUGCGGCAGAAUGGACUCCUCAUUUUCGUCAGAUGUAGACAUCAAUAAGACCUUUGUGGAUGAGCACUUUUACUUUGAGGACAGUAUUGAUGGCUUUGGCAUCACCAUGGCCAUUCUCUACUUGGUGGUUUGCAUCCUGGGACUAGCUGGAAACUCCCUCGUCAUUGUUGCCAUUUUGAAAUUGGACAAAAUGUCAUCAUCCACAACUGUGUACAUUUUCAACCUGGCACUGGCUGACGGACUUUUCAUGGUUGGUCUUCCCUUCAUAGCAAGCCAGAACUUCCAGAAUCACUGGAUGUUUGGCGACAUGGCGUGCAAAGUGGUCAUGGUGCUGGACGGCAUCAACCAGUUCACCAGCGUCUUCUGUCUGACGGUGAUGAGUAUCGACCGCUACAUGGCACUGGCCAACCCGCUUCGGUUCGCCCGAUGGAGAACUCCCCGCUGUGCCAAGAUUGUUUCAGCAUUCCUCUGGCUGUUCUCGCUCCUCACCAUCCUUCCCAUGGCGCUUCACUUCUCAGCUGAUCGCGGACUGUGUAUACCAGAUCUUGUUUCGGAUGCCUGGUGGCUCGGCGUCUUGUCUUACACCUUCGUCAUGGGGUUUGCUUUGCCCUUCAUGGUCAUGACGGCUUCCUACAUGGCGCUGCUGCUCACCCUGAGGUCCCAGCGGCUCCGAGCGACGAUCCCGGCCCACGAGAGCCACCGGCUGGAGCGGCAGGUGACCAAAAUGGUGGUCGCAGUAGUGGUAGUGUUUGGGAUGUGCUGGCUGCCAUUUUACACCUUCAACUUCUGCUCCCUGUAUCAAACUGGCAUGGUCCUGACCUUCGCCAGAGGCUUCGAGUUUGUGGUCCUGCUGUCAUACUCGUGGAGCUGCGCUAACCCCAUCCUCUAUGGCUGCCUCUCCGACACCUUCAGGAGGCACUUCCGUACCCUCCUAUGCUCUGCCGCCAAAUCAUCUCCCAGCAUGCAGUGCAACACUGAACGGUAUGACUUAAAUGACACAGGUGGGCGGGAUGUAACCAUUCUGGCAUAAAGAGAAGAUGAAAAACAGACUCAAGACGUUACUGACAUGAUGCCUUCAUGCUACUUUUCAACUUCUUUAAAUGUAUUUACUCAUUGAUAGUUCGUAGCUAUGUGACAAAUUGAGAUUUAGUUUUGUAUUGUCUCCACUUAACCCGGAAUGUCUUAUUAUUUGCCUCCAAUCAUGAUGUUGUACAUAAUUUUCUAAGAUAUUCUUGUCCUAGCUGAUCGUAUGUUGGUCAUCAGUGUCUGAAAUGCACGCUUGCGUUGAUCACCCACUGUCUGAGUACUGACUGGGAAGCUUUCUGCCUAGCUGAAAUGUUUACCCCAUUUCCUCCGCGGGAAAGUUGCCUUUGUACUUUCCAAUCUUUCAGGAAGAGUUUCACAGAAUAAGAAUAGGCAAAAUGGAAGAAAAAUGCUCACCAAACAGCAUCAUUCAAUUUGACUUUCCUAAACAUUCUCUUUAUGUGACAAAUCCCCAAUCUUGAUAGAGUGCAGGCCCACCUCCUGCGCUGUCUGACUCAGACUUAUAAUAUUAUAGUAUAAUUUGUCUUCUAAUAAUUCAGACCACUGAGGAGACCUGCUCUACCGCAUCUCUUUUUAUACGGCAUUUCACCAGAACUAAUGAAAUGAGGUACAAGAGGGAUGAAGUGUGGACAGGUGGAGUGUAAACAGAAUAACAUGGGUCACAUGCCUGUGGCCAAGCAGCAGCACAAAGACACACACAGACAGCUCCUCCACUCCCACAGCUGGAUUAUGUCCUAGUGGCUUUCAUAAGUGUAAGAGGACAUCUGAUGUGUGUGUCAGUGCCUAGGUGGCCAUGUGCAGGCACCUGUACAUAUGCAUGUUGUCAACCAUGUGGGCCACAGGCUUACUGUGGCAUUCUGCUUUAUCCUGACUUACCUGAGAUACUUUUUAGGAAAGGAACAGUGAAGUAAAGGUACAAGGUGAACGCAUGGAUUUACUCUAUUUACUAUUCCUAUGAAGUGAGUGAAAAACAUACCAGCACUUGUCUUGUCUGAGUACCUUAAUCUCUUCCAAAAUUGCUCUAAAAUGGAUUUUUUUAUUUUGGCUGUGAAAACCUUGUUACUCUAAAAUGUCACCAGUUUAGUCAUUUAAAAAGCAGUCUUGAGUUUAACUUGAUCAAAAUGCAUUUUGACGUUAUCCAGUCUGAUGGAAAGGCUUUCAUCAAUUUCCGCAUAAAAACCUGAAAAUCACUGGAAUCUAAGAUAUGAUUUUCAUGGAAUAGCAGUUAGAUUCUUCUUUGUGAUGUUGCUUUGACUUUGAGACCCCAUUCCUCUCUGUAAAUGACAUGCAUUCUGCGAGAUUGGAUUUAAAUAACAGUGGGCAAAAACCCAUAUAAAUAAGGGAUAAACAUACCCAAGAAAGAUCAAGCAUCAUAUAUGCAAACACCCUUGUCUAAAGCGGAGAACAGAACAGACAUGUGCUGUCAGUUAUCAGUGAUGUAAAUAUGUAUAAAUAUGUAAAUGGUUCAUGUGAGUAACAUAAAUCUGAUGUUUAAAUGUGUCAGUUUAAUCCAAUUACACCAUAUCUCAACACAAAAAAACACAAGCCAGUUUUGUCGUGAGUUUUAUUGAGGCUGUAAAUCAAGACACGGGCCUGGGACUUCACACGCACACCACACACACACACACACACACACACACACACAUAUGUAUAAACUCUAUACGUGAGCAUGUCUCAGAUCCAUUGUUAUAUUGAAUGUACAUAAAUAUAGUUGCUUGUAUUCUUAUUUCUGUUAGCAUAUUUGAGUGCAAAGGAAUAAACCAAGCCCAUGUCACAUA